Messenger RNA from Entelurus aequoreus (snake pipefish), 1579 nucleotides. RefSeq names its product bisphosphate nucleotidase 1 (gene bpnt1). NCBI's taxonomy places the organism in Eukaryota, Metazoa, Chordata, Actinopteri, Syngnathiformes, Syngnathidae. Gene Ontology annotation, molecular function: 3'(2'),5'-bisphosphate nucleotidase activity. Gene Ontology annotation, biological process: phosphatidylinositol phosphate biosynthetic process. Bases 151 to 1080 code for a protein of 309 amino acids. The record is from RefSeq and is a predicted model, not a curated record. The transcript is spliced from 10 exons.
GAUAUAUGUCUUGUCCCCACUGUCACCUCUUCGGGCGGAAGGUGUUUCACAUCCGGCUUCUAAUCAAAAUAUGUUCAAGAAUUUAUGAUAACGUCGACUGUUAUCGCCCCACAUUCACCAGAAAGAAGCAGUUCCAGUAAAUAAACGACAAUGUCCGGGAGUCCUGCUGUGGUUCUCCGCUUGGUAGCCUCAGCCUAUACUGUGGCUGAAAAGGCCGGAGCCAUUGUGAGGAAGGUGCUUCACAGUGGAGAACUUGGCAUUGUGGAAAAGAAUGGGGCUAACGACGUGCAGACACUAGCAGACAGACUUGCCCAACAGAGCAUUUGUGCUUCACUGUCCAGACGCUUCCCUAAAAUCACUAUCAUUGGCGAGGAGGACCUUCCACCUGAGGAGGUGCCCGAGGACCUGAUUGAAAAUGGCCAAGAGGAUGAAAUCCUGAAGAAAAUCUGCCCAUCCGAAUACAGUGGAGUUAAAGAGGAAGAGCUAGUUGUGUGGGUGGAUCCGCUCGACGGCACAAAGGAAUACACUGAAGGGCUCCUGGAGAACGUGACCGUGCUAAUCGGCAUCGCCUACGCGGGCAGAGCGAUCGCCGGAGUCAUCAACCAACCCUUCUACAACUACCAGCUGGGGCCGCAGGCAAAGCUGGGAAGAACCAUGUGGGGAAUUCUCGGAGUGGGCGCCUUUGGAUUCCAGUUGCGGGAAGUAGCGGACAACAAACGCGUCGUGACAACCACCCGUUCCCAUAGCAACAAGCUUGUAACAGACUGCGUCAACGCCAUGGAACCUGAUGAGGUCGUACGAGUGGGUGGUGCAGGAAACAAGAUCAUUCAGCUUGUUGAGGGCACGGCGUCUGCUUACGUCUUUGCAAGUCCAGGGACCAAGAAGUGGGACACGUGUGCCCCUGAAGUCAUCCUGCAUUGUGUCGGGGGGAAACUGACGGACGUGCAUAACAAGGCAUAUCACUACGACGCUAACGUGAAGCACAUGAACUCUGCAGGCGUGCUCGCAACACUAAGGAACCACGACGACUACGUCAGCAGAGUCCCUCAGUCGGUGCUGCGAGCCCUCACGUCUGACUGAACCUCCUCCACCCCCUCGCUUGAAAAAGUUUGGACAUUCCUGGUUUAGAAGUUCCUGGUGGAUAAUCUGAAGUCCUCUAAAGUCCAUGUGGCACUCUGUCCCAAGUUUUUAAUUUUUUUUUUUUUUUUCUGUUGGCUGACGUUGAUAGUUAAUGUAAGUUGCAAGUGAGUAUGAUAAAUGUGUUUUAGGGAAUCAUGUAACCUCAAAGAGUUUCCAACCAAAUAGCACUAAUUAUGUUUUAAAAAUGUACAAAGUCAACUAAAAUGGCUGUAAAGACAUCCUAAAUGGCAGAAGUCAUAUUUCUGUAAAACCAAUUUGAUUAAAGUUGACCAUCUUCAUGUUUAUUUCAAAUCCACUGUCUUAAUUAUGGACCAACCUGGAAUAGACUAGCAGGGGAUCAAAUACUUAUUGCCCCACUAUGUGAGUACACAAUUGUAGAUGUUCAAAUGACAUGCAUUUGCAAGGACAGAGUGUCCAAAAGGUUUACAAAGCCUUCAAA